UCGAAUACACAAUAAUUUUGUAGGUAAUAAUAGUAUACUUAGGCAAAUGCUAUUUAUUGCGGAAGUAAUGGCUUCCGAAAUUUUAAUUGCAGUAGUUUAUAAUAAUAUAAAUUAAAGUUAAAUGUGAUAUUACUACAAACUUUUCUUAAUCAGUGACAAUUUAUAAAAAAUACAAUGGAUUGGGUUUGAUGAAUACAUUAAUUUCCUAUUCAAACCUUUAACAUCUCAUCUCGCCAAAAGUGUACAAAGAAUGAUCCUCUGAUUUUUAUGUAUGAGAAGUGGAUGUUUUUGAAGAGAAAAUAAUACAUUCAUAUUGGUGACCACUCAGUGUUUAUAAAGUAUUAACAUACUUUAAUGUCACACAAUUCAUCUAAGAGAGGAUACUAAAAAGACAAGCAUCAGAAUGAUUUGUUUACAAUGAAAUAACACUCAUGGAAAAAUGUCGAUAUUAGGAAACACAAGCAAUCGGGAAGAAGACAGUAUGUCUGAGGAGGAUAUGAUGGAUAGUGAGGACGAAGAUGAAACAAUCGCUAGAAUACAACGCGCUCAUUUUGCGCAAGCUGCCGCUAUGAACCCUCGUCGGCGGCCGGCAGCAAAACCGAGACGCAUGAGCCAGAAGAGAAAAAUAGAAGCUGUACGAAAUUUUCACGACUUUACUAAAAAACUUAAAAAAGACACUGGUAUAAAAAUACGAAGUUUAGGUGGUGAUGAUUUAUUAGAAUUUAGUGAUUUUUCUAGUGAGGAAAACAAUACUGAUAGUGACGGUUUAUCAGAAGAAGAAUUUACUGUAGAUCCUAGUGCAGUGAAAGAGUUAAAUGAAGAAAAUGAGAGUUAUAUUGAUCCUGAGACUGGUGACUUUGUCGAGGCUAAGAUAAAGGAAGCAGAUUCAAAAAAUUCUGUGGCCUUGGAACCUCCAUCAUCGGAACAGCAGUUAGAACCUAAAACCCUUUCUAUUAGUGAUAUUAUUGAUGAAAGUGGGUUAGAUUUGUCAAAAAAUGUUGAAAUAACUGAAGUUGAAGAAAGCGACUUGUGUCCAGAAAAGUCUUCUGAAGAGUGCUUGGAUAUUAAAGAAGAUAGUAGUAGUAGCCAGAAUUUUGAUAUAACAGAAAAGUUAAAAGACAUGGGAGAAAUAAGUGUAAAACCAGUAAAUAAAACAGAGGAUGAAGAUGAUAGUAAUAAAGCUGAAGAUGAAGACGAGAAAAAGCUAAAUUCAAGUGCAUUGAAUGUUCGCCGCAAUAUUAGGGAAGUUAUGGAUGAAAAGAAUUUAGAUGCAUCAACAUUGACAGCUCAAAGGCAGGAGUCUGAGCGUUUAGCCAGAGUUCAGGAGCAACAGAGAAUCAUAAGAGAGGUACAAAGACAAAUAGCUAUAAAUAGACAAAAUAAAAUUCAUCAAAAAACCAUAUCGCUUUUACAAGGAUCAUCGUUACUAAAGAAAGGAGCUGCACAAAAACUUAAUUUACCAAAUACAGUAUUAGUGAAAUUACCUUCUGGGGAAAUAGUUAAAAAGACAACCACUAAGCAGGGCCAGUUGGAAGUGACGAAAGUACCUAAACCUACUACAUCCGCCUCAGCUUUGGCUCAGAAGUUAAAAUUGGAGCAAAAGGGAGAGAAAAAGGAGGUUGUGGAAAUAGUUGAUAGUAGCACCGGUGAGGAGUCUUCAUCCUCAUCAUCAGAUUCCGAUGAUUGUAUAAUGCUGUCGGAUUCAGAGGUUCCACCUAGCCCUGAAGCUGAAGAGGACCCUGGUAAUUCAGGGCUUCAUGUAAAUGAUGCAUACAAUAUGCCGGAUGAACAAGGAAGGGUACAAAUAAAUAUAGGACAUCCAGAAAAUGAGGAAGAUAUCUUUUUAGCUCCACAAAUUGCGAGGAUCAUUAAACCGCAUCAGAUAGGAGGUGUUCGAUUUCUCUUUGAUAACAUAAUUGAGUCAACAGAGCGGUUUUCCAAUUCAACUGGAUUUGGAUGUAUUUUGGCACAUUCAAUGGGACUCGGAAAGACCUUACAAAUUGUUUGCUUUUGUGAUAUAUUCUUGAGACAUACUAGUUCAAAAACUGUGUUGUGUAUUAUGCCUAUAAAUACUCUGCAGAAUUGGGUUGCAGAAUUUAACAUGUGGCUUCCCGUGGAUGCAGCCACCAGCCCCUUAGCGGCCCACGGCGAAGUCAGGCCAAGGAACUUCCCGAUAUAUGUAUUAAAUGAUAGUCACAAAACUCUGCAAAUGCGUGCCAAAGUAGUUAAGGAUUGGACAACAUCAGGUGGUGUCCUCAUGAUAGGAUAUGAACUCUAUAGAUUGUUAAGUAUGAAAAAAGAUAAAAAACCUCGUAAGAAAAAGAAAGCGGAUGCAAAGUUGGAGGCGGAGAAAGAGAAGGAAGAUAAGAAGAAUGAUAUCGGGAAUGAUGAUACCACUCAGGGCUCCGAUGGUACGACAAUGACUAAAACAUCAGACGAUCGUACGGAAGAUGGAGCGGAAAUAAAACUAGAACUUGAUAGAGAAGAUAAGAAGGAAGACACGUCCACUGAUGAGGAUAAGAAGCUUCUAGAUGAAAUGUACGAAGCGUUGGUGAAGCCUGGUCCGGACCUGGUUAUUUGUGACGAAGGACAUCGAAUAAAAAACUCUCACUCGAACAUUUCGUAUGCUCUCAAGCAAAUGAGGACGAAGCGGCGUAUCGUACUAACUGGCUAUCCACUCCAGAACAACCUCCUAGAGUACUGGUGUAUGGUGGAUUUCGUGCGUCCCAACUAUUUGGGUAGCAAAACGGAGUUCUGUAAUAUGUUCGAGCGGCCCAUACAAAACGGACAGUGUAUAGAUUCAACGCCGCAGGACAUUCGCCUAAUGAGAUAUAGGGCACACGUACUGCAUUCUUUGUUGGUCGGGUUCGUACAGAGACGAUCCCACGCGGUUCUCCAGUCGACUCUUCCUCAAAAGGAGGAGUACGUGCUUUUAGUACGUUUGACCCCACUGCAAAGGAAAUUGUACGAUCGCUUCAUGAAUGAAGUCGUUCGCUCGGCUUCUGUACCUAAUCCGUUGAAAGCGUUCGCUAUUUGUUGUAAGAUAUGGAAUCAUCCGGACGUGUUGUACAACUUUCUGAAGAAACGCAGCGAGGUCAGUGCGGCAAUUGAGGAGGAUUUGGACUUGGAAGAGAUCGGGGGAGUUACGAAGUCUGGGAAAGCCAAGAACAGUAAAGCUCAGCCGAAGCGACCGGGAAAACCUCGGGGUUCAUCGAAAAAACCUGCAGCGACAAUCCCCCCAAACACAACAGCGCCAGUUCCGCCUAAACAAGAAGCGGUCAAUAACACGCAGUACCCAAACGCCCCAUACGGGCCUGGGUAUAGAAACGACAGACCCGGAAACUACCCAUAUCCAUAUCAAAACUCGACUCCGGGCUAUUACCCACCCGGCCAAGGUUACAACAACCAAGAAUAUGGGAAUAAUUACUAUCCCCAACAACCGUAUGAUAAUAACUAUUCAAACCAAUUCCCACCGAAUCAAGAACAAGGAUACAACCAAAAUUACUGGGGGAACAAUUACUAUGGAAAUUCAGGGUACUACAAUAACGCCCAGUACCCAGAAGGCCAAGCCCCGCCCAAUUUCAAUGCAAGCCAACCGGGCUUUGAAAAUUCUCAACAGUAUCAAGCUAAUUAUAAUCCAGCCAAUAAUACAAUGUAUCCGGGUGCACCUAAUAAUCAAUAUCCAAAUGGUCCUAAUAACACCCCUUACACUGGUAACCCACCGGGUAAUUCAUACCCACCAAGUAAUCCUCCAAAUAACGUUCCCUUUCCACCUGUACCGAGUAAUGUACCGAACAAUCCAGCAUACCCUAAUCCAACCCCCAAUUCCUCUUAUCCUACAAAUAGCGCUCAUAAUCCCGCUCCGGCUAAUAAUACUUAUCCUCCAACUAAUCCUCCAUAUCCACCAAAUAAUCAGGAGAAUUAUCCAAAUACGCCCCGACCUCUGCCAUAUCAAGGUCAAUUUCCAAAUCCACCUUACGGCCAAUACGAGUCAAACAGUGGUCAGCCACCGUACCCAAACAGUCAAGGCCCACAAAACUACAAUUACCCACCCCAACAGUACCCAGGCAAUUCAUAUCCCGCAAACCCACCUGCGCCGUACCAAUACGACAAUCAAACUAACUAUCCCCAAAAUUAUCCGCCACGUCCGGAGAACCAACCGGCGAUUAAAGUUGAAAAUAAUGGAGAUCCAACGUUUCCGGCGAACGUGAAAACUGAGCCCAAUAAUGCACCCCAAAGUACACCGGCAUUUGGACCUUAUAAUUACAACCAAUCGAACUCAUAUGAAUCCCAAGGAGAUUAUAAUCAAUUUCCGAACUAUUCUCAGCCAUUGGAAACAAAGCCGCCUCUAUGUAGUGCCAGCUCGAGCAGUCCUGUGACGUCAUGGCCGAUUCCAGAAACUAUGAAAUCUGAAUUGGAUAGAAUAAAGAAUGAAGAUAAAAUAGAAAUGAAAUCUGAAUCCGAUGGGGAGGUGAAAAUUGAAGAUUUAGAUACAAAAACAAUUGUUAAAGAUGAAAAGAAAGAGAAGCCGGCGAUGACCGAACCGCCUAAAGUCGAUAUGAAUAAACCAGAUACGAAAAACGCAUCUGAUUCAGAAUCGGAAACGCCAAAGAAAGGCAGGGGGAGAGGAAAAGGUAAAGAAAAGAAAGAAAAAUCUCCACGUCAAUCUAAAGCUAAAGCGAAACCUAAAGGCAGAAAGGAUAGGAAGACAUCGAAAGAGAAGAAUGACGACUCAGAAUCGGAGCAGAGUGAGAAAGAAGAAAAGUUGAACAAAGAAGAAGAGAUGGCUCUUGUAAAGAAAGCAGAAGAAAUGACAUACGACUGGGCAACAGAUUUAUUAAAGGAUUACGCGGCUGGCAUAAUUGAAAACUCUUCGAAAAUGGAGUUGUUUUUCUACAUUCUGAACGAAAGUAUUAAAAUGGGAGAUCGACUUCUACUCUUUAGUCAAAGUUUGUUUACACUGAAUUUAAUCGAAGAUUUUCUUGAGAGAAAUUACAUUCCUGGAACUAAUCGUGUUUGGGAAAGGAAUACAUCCUAUUUCCGUUUGGAUGGAUCGACCCACGCUUUAGAAAGAGAGAAACUCAUAAAUGAAUUCAACGCGAAUCCUCACGUUUAUCUCUUCCUGGUGUCAACAAGGGCAGGGUCACUUGGUAUCAACCUGGUGGGAGCAAACAGAGUCAUCGUAUUCGACGCCAGUUGGAACCCUUGUCAUGAUACUCAGGCCGUUUGUCGGGUUUACAGAUACGGUCAAAAGAAGCCGUGUUUUGUUUACCGUUUCGUGAUGGACUGUUGUCUCGAGAAGAAAAUUUACGACCGUCAAAUCAACAAGCAAGGGAUGGCGGAUAGAGUGGUUGACGAAUGUAAUCCGGAUGCUGUACUCUCUAUGAAAGAGAUUACUAACCUCUGUUUCGAUAAUGAUGAAAAGGAAACGGAACCAAAGGAUCUCCAAGAGUUCAAGGACAAAUAUCUAGACGUGUUGAUGCAAGGCAUCCUGACGCUUCACAGCAAACUGCUGACGAAGGAACCCUUCCAACAUGAAUCUCUACUCGUCGAUAGGAAAGAGAAGAAGCUGUCCAGUGCCGAGAAGAGAUUGGCGCAAAGAGGGUACGAGUUAGAAAAGAAAGCGGCCCUAGCCCCAAAACCAACAACAUCCUACCGCACAGUGCGUACGGCGGAUGGUAGUUUGGUCCAGCGACCUGUCGCGUCCGUACGUCCGAUGCAACAUGGAGCAAGAUGGAUCCCAGCAGAUGUUUGGCGAAGACAGGGCAUGACUGCGCAAGAGAUGACAUUGCCGUUAGACGUGGUUAUCCCAACGAACUCAUCCGAAAAGACCAACAUUGUUUUAAAGGCUGGUCAGCGGGUGAUGGUUUUGAAAUCGCCAAAAGGGAUUUAUAUGCAGCUCGAGUCUGGAAAGAUUAUUGCGAUCAAGACAGCGCUUAAAGGACUGGGGCCAAAGGGUGAAACUAAGGAAACUCCGCUUGGGAAGAAAAUUAUGAGCAGUCGACCAUCACCUAUAAAUAUUCCAGGAUCACUUAAAAAUAAUUCCGCUAUCACAAUCACUUCUAAAUCCGGUCCUCGCUUCCAAAGAUUACAAACCAGGCCCUCGUUGAUAAGCCCAAAAAUGUCUCGAUCGUUGUUGCCAGGACAAAAAAUAGCAGAAAUCAGAAACCGUUUGGGAGAAAUGCGGUCUUAUGGCCCACGGCCAAAAUUACCCACACCGCAAAUGAGAAUGCUAAGGCCCGGCUUACCUGGCUCCCUCAGCAUCACAAAGAUUCCCAAAAAAUCUGACGAAAGACCGAGAAGCUUUGAAGAGGAGACUCAGAUUUUGGACAGCGAUGACGAUGAAGGCAGAAGUGAAUCAAGUCCCGCAUCGGAUAAAGCUGACGAUGUUAAAAGUGAGAAAAAAGAAGAGUCUAAAAAUCAAGAAGUCGCGGAGGAGGAUAAAGAUAAGACCCCAAUAGUAUUGACAACAACUGAACAAUUGCCCCCCGAAGACGUUCUGGAAACGAACAAAAACGAACCAGAAAAGCCCGGACAAGACAAUCCAAUAAACUUAGUGGGUAGAAAAGAGAGUAAGAUCAAUCUUCUGAAGAACUACAGACACAAAUCUAUUAGCAGACCGCAAACUGAAUCCAGUCUCAGCCGGUUAGAGAGAACGGCUAUCGCGUUAAACAGCGACGGAGUCCCAGAUUUCAGAAGAAACUUGGACGAUAUCACCCAAUCCUACUCCCCAGAGGAGAAGAGCGGUAGAAAGAAGAAGUCACCGCAGAAAAUUGAAUCUCAAGCGAUGUCUCACUCCGUAUCCAGUUUACUUGGAAACUCCAAGCCAAGGCCGGAGUAUAGCUCCAGCAAACCCCAAUCGAUGCCUUUGAAUAUGACGCAUAGCGGAUUGAUGACUGGCGGUUCCACCACCAGCAAUGAAUCGAGUGACUUGCAACCUUCCAACUCAGUGUCGCCGAACGAACCGUACCCAAGUGGUAGUGGACCUCAGGAAGGUUUUGGACAAUAUCCAGGUUACGGCAUGGGUUACGGCGCUUACCCCAACCCGGCGUACUACGGGGGUUAUGGGGGCUAUUAUCCCCCAUAUGCCCCACCAGCGCCAUUUCCACCACCCAACACCACGACAGACCCAUAUUUGCCCCCAAACCCACAGUGGUAGGAAUCUUCCAAUGUGUUAGUGUUAAAUAGGAAAUAUUAAAAUUAUUCAGGUAUAAAAUACUUAAGACAGUUGUGUUUGUUCGGCGCACUAUGUACCAUGUCAUAAUAUACUUAUCGGAUAAAGUGUAUAACUUAGUUUAAUACUGUCAUCAGAUGUCAAUUGUCACUCUGACGUAUGAAGUUACAAGCGCCAUCUAUUGAAGAUUUACUUCAAAUAAAAGUUCUGUAUUCAAUUUCCGGAGAUAUUGAGAACUAUACUCUGAUUUUUAAUUCCGUAGGAUUCUGACAGCUAUCAUUUUCUGACAUGUUAUAUUUGCUUGUACUCACAAGCGAAUAUAACAUUGUAUUUUUUUAAAAAGGUUUACUAAACCUGAAAUUAAUAGGCAGUGAUGCCAGCUAAAUAAUAAAAUAAACUAAUUAAAAUUAAUUCAAUAUAUUGAAAUAUUUGUUAUUUUUAUAUUGAUUUGAGUUAGUAAAUAUUAAUAUUCACCUUUUUACAGGUAAAACAUAAGAAAUACGUAGCAUUUUAUUUUAUUGACCUCAAAUAGGUCAAAUUUGCCUCUUUUUGGUGGAGAAUUUUUCAAAUAACGAAACUUACGAAAUGUCAGAAUUCUACAGAAUUAAAAAUCAGAGUAUAAUUGUUUCUAUUUAAAAUAUAUUUUUUAAAUUUUAAAACUACAGAAGCUAUACUCCUCAACUAAUUAGGAUUUCGAUUAGUUUUUGUUUGACAGUUGUUGAAGUAUGCAAAAUUGUAAUUGACAUUUAAAAAAAUCUGCUUAAAAUGUCAGUCAAUAUUGUUACGAUGACUCCUCUGCUACGAUGUGAUGAAAAGAGAAGAACGGUUUUUAAAUAAGUAAAUCACGAAAUUAUUGAUAAAGGCUUUGCAUUUUUUAAAUUACUGAUGAUGCAUUCGUCUCUUUUUAUCACAGCGUAAACACAAUUUGGGAGAAAGAGACAAAAUAGUAUUCGUAAUGUACUUCCAAAACAACAAGCAUUUUGUGCCAUGUCCCUUUCUUAAAUUCUGCCCAAUAAUAUAAUUUUUGAAAUUAAAAAUUGAAUUAUUUACUAAAAAAAACUUGAUAUAUUGGGAUAGAUUGAAGGAAGGAUUAACUUGGAAAUUGUUAACGAAACAGUGUUAGUAAAUAUUCAAAACAAUGUAAUAGGUACAUUUUCGAAUAACUCCCUGUGGGGCAUGGGCCUCACGUCGGGAAACACUGGACUUAGUAAAUAUAUAUUAAAAUAAAUAAAAUGUGAAAUUAACAGAACAAAAUCUAGUCGCAAUUUAAAAGCCGGUUUAACUGAAUUCGUGAAUUAAAUUUCUCAUCACAAGCAAAUAAAUUUUUGACGUACAUGAAUCUGGAAUUGGAGCGGUGGAGAUUAGGAAGCGUUCAAGUAUUACGUCACGCAAUAUUUUGGAGAUUCCGAUCCCCCCCCCCACAUGUAACGCGCCGUAACGUUUUUAUGUAUCCAAUAGUAAAACGUUUCAGUGACUCAUUAAAUCUAAAAGUUGCCAAUAAGGUAAAUAAUCCUCGCCCCGCAACAUAUCCUUUCCAACCCCAACAAACAGACAUCCACCCCCCCAAACUUGUUACGUACUUAUACGUACGUAUGUACAUACUUGAACGCUCCCUUACUUCUUAUUAGUAAAUUCAUAUAAGAACAAUCUAGAAAUGAUUGGUUAACUAAAUUGGAGUUGGAGGAUUGUCAUUAUUUGCACACUGGUUUAGCUGGAAUCAUUAUCGACCCUUUGUGAUUGAUAUUUUUAAUUGAGAUUAAUUUAAUAAUCAAAGCAUUUAAUCGUGACGUUGCCGUCUUAAAACGCUUCAAGAGAAAGGAAUUUUUUGAUUACCGCCUUUUGAAGUUUUUAUGUGAGGAUUUUAACAGUACUUAUUAGGUAUGAAUUUCACUGAGUACUCAGCGAACGCAGUAUUUGUGGCUAUGGAGCGAUCGUAUGUGAUAAGUUAGCGUAAGUUAAUUUAAGAAAUAUUUAUCGUUAUAGUGUCAGAACGUUCAUAUAAUAAGUCACACAGAAGCCGAUUUAAAAGCUGUUUCAGCUGAGCUUUUGUGUAUUCGGGUAUGUGCGAGUCGAGUGACCCUAAGCUUUAGGAUCAUAAUUCUUAAGAAAAGUUCUCGCUCGCGCUAAGUAGCUCAUUAUGCAGUCCUAGAACUUAUCUCAUAGAUAUUUGAUUUUUGAUGUGAUCUGUAUGCGAUUUGAAAUUUCAAAUGAAAAACAUGUAUUUCUGUUUACCUAUUUAUUGGAUUUUUUGAUACUUGUAUGUUUUGUCGCAUGUACAAUAAGGUAUGUAUGUUGUCCCGUGUACAAAUAGUGUUCGAAAGGUACGUUUAUUGCAUUUUAAUCUGUACUGUACCGGCGAUAUCGAAUAAAAAAUUCAAUGACA
Messenger RNA from Pieris rapae (cabbage white), 9557 nucleotides. Its product is annotated as helicase ARIP4. The coding region runs from base 440 to 7159 and encodes 2239 amino acids. Gene Ontology annotation, molecular function: ATP hydrolysis activity; ATP binding; ATP-dependent chromatin remodeler activity. Gene Ontology annotation, cellular component: nucleus. NCBI's taxonomy places the organism in Eukaryota, Metazoa, Arthropoda, Insecta, Lepidoptera, Pieridae. The transcript is spliced from 22 exons. The record is from RefSeq and is a predicted model, not a curated record.